AUGUCUUCGCUUCAAGCAAGUUAUUUCAACACCCAGUGUUGUUUGAUAUGGGAACCGUACAAAAAUCUCCAGUCGCGUGUAGAAGCCGCCGUUCUGCGUGAGGACCCGGCGAGCCUCGAGGGAAUUUCGAAUCUGCUUCGACAAAAUUUCGUGAAUUUCAAUUCGCUGUUGUCGCCUCCCGGAAAAUCGCCGAGACACAGAGAGAUAGUGUCUAAGGGCGACAGUGAGGGUUUUAAAACUUCGGCCAGGUCAACCGACAACAUAAAAGUCGAUUCAGAAUUCGUUCGCGACGCACUGAAACUCAGCGAUGUCCUCGAUCUGGAUGAAUUACGAGCCGCUGAGCUCAUCACCCGGUCCGAAAUCCAACUGGCUGCCUUCCCCGGCAUGCCUAGGCUCCCGCUGGCCGCAAUGUUGUACUUCGAUGGUCAGUUUGCGCUUGCAACCGCCCUGUCUCAAAUCACUCGAGCCGGUGGCGGACGGUCGUGGCUCGGUUCGAUCAAACCUCAGGCACGACAACAACUCGAUGAGGCUCUCAGAAAUAUCAUGGUCCGAGAAGAUCUUUUCGGUAGUCUGCUGGCGCGUUUGAGGAAUUUCGAUCCUAUGAACGUCAAGCGCAACCUCGAGGCUCAUGGAUUGUUGGCGAUCCCGGCGCUCCACCAGAGAACGCUCCUGAAAACGAUUCAAGCGAUCGAGGAUACGAUCUGUGAAACGAUUUUCUACUGGUGCGCUCAACAAUGUGUCACCACGCCCCAAGCUCUGAACCUGUACAAACUCCUGGGCGCUAAAUGUCAACUGACAGCGAAGAGCUUCCUCAACAAGCCGAGCGCCUUACUGUUGACCGCCAUGUUGAACGUCCUGGAUCUUCAUUGUCUACAGGAUGGGGUGCCAAACAACGUGAGCUUGUCGCUCGUCGACCAUCCCGAUAUCGCGGAGAGGUUGCUCGACGCGCUGAGACCUACAUCGGACAUCGAGUUUCGGCAACCUGAAGUCAAGAGUAUCCUACAAUUCGCGCUGACAGUUGCCGUGAACGCGUAUCAAUUAGCGCCUCCGCGCGGUCAGACACCGGGAGUGAUUCAGACAGUACUCGAGGAUCAGGAACGACUGAUGGAUGACGCUCUGCAGAUGAACGUCUUUCAGCACAUGGUUGAUCUCAUCGGACACAGACAGAGCGUGGUUCACACGGAACAUUAUCUGAUGUUGUCAUGGCACAACCUCAUCACCGAUUUCAUCGUACAGCAGCCUCUUAAACUCCAAAAAAUCAGAAUGAUCGCCGACGAAGUCGGCCGCACUUCCAUGUGUUAUCAGAACGAGCACGGGGUCAACCCACCGAGCGCCUCGCAUAAUUUCGAGCUGCUCCUCGAGUUUGUCUCGUUACUGUACCGGGGACCCGACAACAAAGUCCCGGAAUUCGCCCAUAUCCUGAUCGAAGAAUUCUGGACGCAGGAAAUCCGAGGUCACACGGUCCGUGUCUCUCCGCGACUCGUGGCCCUGUUCAACUUUGUCGUUCUGUUCAAGGAAUACAACCAGCUCCUGCCCGUCAACAUGUACGUUCCGUACUGCAAAAUGUUGGCAACCAUCUGCCAAAGCCCGCGAGCCGCUGCCACCUGCUUCAAAAUUCUCAGCAACCAGCUGGGACCGUUGACAGUGUCGCUCGAGCACAUCUUCAUCAUACUACACACCCUCCAUCAGAAGCUGCGGAACGAUGGGCCGAUGGGUCAGAACCCACAGAUCAGCCCAAUGGAAGUCAAUGGACUCAUCGCGGCGCAGGAACUCCUCGCUGCGAUGUGUCGGAGUAGUGAAAGCGCCAGAGUCACUCUGGCUGAGCAUCCCGUCUAUAAUUCGAUUAUGCUCUACGUUUCGCUAUUGGGUUGCUCACUGCCCACAAGUCUGAAAGCUGCCUGUUUGGACGUACUCACUGCCUUCACGAUCACGCCCGAAAACGCACUGAAGGUGUGGCAAUACAUAGAGGCCGCGAAAUUGGUCCCCGCAACCGCUUACGUGAACGUCAACCCGCAGCCGGGCAUGCAGAUGGACCUCGAAGAGGUCGAGAGCCGCAACGGAUUGUAUCCUGUGACCAUCGCCUUCCUUCGACUCCUCGACACGCUGACGGACAGUCCCUUGCCGAUAAUUGUCGGCAAUUCUGUUUUUAAGAAUGGUUUCGACCCCUACAUGAACUAUUUGCGCGAAUCUGUUUUCCUCAAGUUCCUCAACAGGAACUACAAGGAUUCCAGUGAGCGAUGGAUCAUCGGAUCGCUCUCUCUGAGAAUCAUGGAGAAGAUCCUACGCAAGUUCAGUUGCGUUUCCGACAACGUUCUUUUUAAUGACUCCGCUACACUGGUGUUGAAACCGACAUCGGAGAACGGCGCCCAACUGGCCUACAACCUACUCGCCCACCUGCUGCAGAACGGACCGUUAUUGCGUUUGGUGCUGCGGAUAAUCGACGAAGGCAUCGACGUCCUCAACGCGGACGAAACGUUUUCGGAGAAGAAGGACCUCGAAACCUGUAUCCUUCUGUCGCUUCGGAUACUUCAGCAAGCGCUCAUCCAGCAGGAUAAUUUCCUCAGCGAGGUUUUCAAUUCCCACGCAGCGUUGAUCGUCAAUCCUCUGGACGUUCUGCUGCGAGGUAUAAACCCGAGAACUCACCGCUCGGACUACUGCUCCAACAUAGGCCGCAUCGUGGGGUAUUUCUGUGAACUGCCCCGACAGUCGUUGGCCGCCGCUCGAGUGAUUUUCCUCCUCUCGAGGAAAUCCUCCGUAGCCGAACAUUUGGCGUCGGUCUUCAACAACGACCAGGAGACGUCGACGGCGAUCACCGUCGGUUUCGCCGGGGCGCUCGACCUGCCGUCGUACGAGGAACCGCCCUCGGGCAAGGAGAGCGAGUGGUCAGAACCCCAGAUCAGAACCGCCAUCGCGCAAACGAUACUCCGUACGAUUCAGCAGUGCAUCGAAAUGCAUAAAGUUCCCAGCGUGGCCCACUUUUUGCUCGGCUUCGAUAUCCGGAGACCGUUGAAUCGAGCCGCGCUCGAAAGAGCCGGAUACAUGGGACGACCGAAAAACUGCCUGCACAACUGCCUCGAGCUGCUCGACCUCAGCAUCAAUUUCCCGGAACGUUUCAGCGAGUCCCUGGCCGAGCUAUGCUACAAAUUAGUGUAUUUCCUCUGCGCGAACUCGAUGACUAGCGAGCCGGUUAUGCGUUACCUGCGCAACACCGAGAACUUUUUCAUUCGUCAUCUGGUGAGCUUCCAGAAGAAACUCAUCGAGCCGUCGACGCAUGCGAGCGAGAUCCUCCUGCAGCGAUGUUGGUUCCUCAAGAGUUUGGCGUUGGAGCUACGAAUGUGCGCUGAGACUAACCAACGUUCGAUGGUGAAGAAAAUCGUCGAUCCGCUGGUAGUCGACGAUGGACGCGUCACUGCCGACAUGAUGCAGCCGUGCCGGAGAAAGCUGCUCCGGAUUCUCGACGAGAUUGUCAGCACGAGUCUGCCAGAGGUCCGGCCACCGACAUUCACUCACUUUGACCCGAUCGCGAUCAACGGUCUUCUGGAGGCAUGCCAUUACGCGGAGAAUAGCGGAGGACCGACUCUGAUCGACAUUUCGGCCCUCCACGACCGCUUGGCUCUCGAGAAAAUGGCGGAAACCGCCGAUAUAUCCGGUCACCUCGGGGACAUGAACGACGAGAUCAGAGAGAUUGUUAAAACCGCAGUUUCUGACAAUGCGAAGAGUCGGUUCCAAUUCGCUCGAAAAUCCUGCAUGUCCGCAUGGCGCGACGUUGUGGAAGUUCUCGUGUGUAGUUGUCCCCCGGACCUCUUCGGAGGAGAAGAGAAGAUGAGGUUCCUCCUCGAAGUGACCACGGAACUGUUGACAUUGAUCUCAGAGAGCCGAAAAGUCUCCGACUCCCUUACGGCCUUCACCGAAGUCGUUCUCAUCAAUACGAUGUCGCUGAACAAGGUCCUGAUGCGAGCUGCCCGCAUCGGCUCCACCUCGGAGUCGAACGGCUACAUUCCUGUGAACGCCUACUCGGGCCAGCUCUUGAUCAUUUUGCGGCUGAUAAUUAGUUCGCUGCAAAGGAUCCCGCCCGCGAAACAGCUCGCGCGCAGUAACAUCUACGGCGCUCUCUUGAAUGUCUUGCGGAUAGUUAAGGGCUCUCCGAAGGCAAACCAGCCUCCGCGUUCCAUCGGCGAGCGGGUCCUCGACUCCUCGAGUGAACAACUUACGCUCCAAAGGUCGCUGAUGGACAUUCUGAACUCGUACGGCGACAACUUCCGAGAGUUGAUUUGCCGUGAACUCUGCUCCGGACACCAUGUCAUCCGUAUGUUGGCUCUCUCCACAUUGGACAUCCUCCUGUUCGCCGACAACACCGACGUGUGGCUCCAACAUGUUGCCCAGAAAGGAUAUCUGACCCACAUUGUAGAAAGCAUCAUUCAAGACAAUCACGAAAUCCAAUUGUUCGCUCGCGGAAGUCAAGACGACAAACCAAUCUACCUGUUCAGUGCCAAGAUGAGCGUUCUCCGGAGGAUGGCGCAAUCGGAACGCGGAGCUCGACUGUUGUUGGACUGCGGUCUGAUCAACAAACUCACCGAGUUCUCGUCGUUCCAGAACCGGCUCGUCGUUAAUUCUGCUGCGCCGAGGCGGAAGCUAGAGCCCGACAACGACUUCUACCAUAGGAUCUACGUUCCGUUGAUGCAGCUCUUAUGCGCGAUAGCCUCCGCGGUACACUCAAACCAGGACUGUCUCUCGCAGCUACAGAACUUCCUAAUCGCGCACAGCGACGUGAUCCUCGUGAUCCUCCAACAGCGUCUCGAUAACGAGAUCACCGAGCAAGCCCUGCUCGAGAUCAGCUACGCGUGCAAAGUCGUCGGAAUGGCGGUGUCUCACGAUGACGUUCAUCAGGGCCGUAUACGGAGGCUCCACGACACGAUGCUGUCGGUUCUACCUUGGGCCAUCCAUCUGCGACCGCGGAGAAAUUCCCUCGGGACGCUGCGAUUCGAAUUGAUAGAGAGCCUUCUCCACUCGUGCGUUAAUUUCUUGGUGCCGAAUAUUCACGAUCGCAAAACAUGCCAUCUUCUGUUCAGCCCGAAUCUAUUGGCCAACGAGCCACAAUUCGGGAGUAUGCCUCAGGCGUCCGGGCUGAGACUCGGUCUUCUGGUUCAAUCGCUGCAAGAUUUCGUAGCCGAAUUGAAGAGCGUCGCCGAAGUGAAGAGAAAACGAUCUCAGAAGCUGGAGAGGAUAAACGAGAUCUCAAUGCUGGAGCUGCAGGAACUUCUUCCGGAAGAAUACCAACAGGCGACUCUGGACACGGCUCUCCAGAGGGGAAUCGUCAAGGACUGCAUCGAGAAGGAGGUUGAAACCCUCAGGAAGCAGCAGGGUCUCGUUGUAUCCAUAGUCGAGCAGACAUUGUUCAUACUCUGGCGUCAUCUGGAAUAUUUCCUCACCCAGUACGUUCCCGUCCAAGAUACAUCGCUGGAGAUAUUCACCCGCGGAACUUCGACAGAUAGCGGCACCAAUGUCACCAACGAGGAAGUUGAAAAUCUGCGCGCGUCCGUUCCGAAUGUUUUUUCGGAUUCAUACUUCCGGAAGAUUCUCCAGGUGGAAGGCAUUGUCGACACCGAUGGAGACAAACAGAAAAUUCUCGCAGCGCUCGUCAGGAGGCUGAAAACCCUUGUAAGAUUAACGUAGACGGAAGAAUUCUGAAAUGAACAAUAAAAGCUCAUGUUAUAUC
Molecule: messenger RNA, 5716 nt
Organism: Galendromus occidentalis (western predatory mite)
Lineage: Eukaryota; Metazoa; Arthropoda; Arachnida; Mesostigmata; Phytoseiidae
Gene: Nup205
Product: nuclear pore complex protein Nup205
Exons: 10
Coding region: 1-5673 (1890 amino acids)
Biological process (GO): nuclear pore organization
Cellular component (GO): nuclear pore; nuclear pore inner ring
Molecular function (GO): structural constituent of nuclear pore
Source: RefSeq, a predicted model, not a curated record